AUGGCCUUCCAGACAGCAGGCUACCCAAUGCCUCACGGAGCAACGUAUGCGGCGUUCAACUACCGUACGCCGCCGCAAACACCACCUCCUGCCGGCAGCUAUGCGUACUACUCCCCACGACAUUACGCGCCGCCAACGAAAGGGCACACCCGAAGAGCCACUGGGGAUGCGACAACAUACACCUACACUUACACGACCGCGACGCCGCGCCGGCCGAACCACUACGCGGACGCGACCCCAGAGCCCACUUACCAUACAUCCGCGCAAUCGACGCCGUUGCGCAAACCCGACUAUGUAAGUGGCUCCGAUCGCAAACGCGAAAGCGCUCGAUAUCAAUACUAUCGUGUGCCCGUCGAUAAGCCGGCCGCUGCCCAUCGCAAGUCCUCCAGCCAGCACUACUCGUCGAGACCGCAGUACGAGUAUGUCCAUAAUGACUAUUACUUCGACCGUUCACACGAAGAGCUGCCGCGCUACGAGCAGUACGAGCAGCGACCGCCGCCAUACAAGCGUCAACAAGGUUACUAUUACGAACCACGAGCUGAUCAUCGAUACCGCGAUCAGGUCCCCAUAUAUACCGCUGCAGACUCUCCCCAGCCAGCACGCCCCCGGCGAUCAUCCUUUACCACCAAGCCGAGUAAUCCGCCAACUCGGCCGCGGCCGAGCACUGCCAACAAAGCACCACCAGCCAAGGCCACCGAAGAGGAUGCGCGCCGUGCUGGCAUUCCAGCCGGUUACUCAUACAAGAACUGGGAUCCCACCGAGGAACCCAUCCUGCUGCUCGGCAGUGUCUUUGACGCCAACUCACUCGGGAAAUGGAUCUACGAUUGGACCGUCUUCUUUUAUGGCCCCGCAACACCAAUGGCCGAGGUUGCAGGUGAAUUAUGGCUGCUACUCAUCCAGCUUGCACACAAGGUCAAGCGUGCGGAAGACACCCUUCCCCGUAUCCGUUCGCAAGCAUCCCGCGAUAUGGUGGACGACUUUCUCGAUUCUGGAGAACGCCUAUGGCAACGCUUCAACAAGCUUCUCAAAAUCUGCGAGAACUACAUGUGGAAGGCGGCCAAGAAGGAAAGUGGUAAUGCGAAGAAGGUCACGAUGGGGAAGAACAGCGGGUGUGAGUUCGUCGACUCGAUCUUCGGCCGCGAUCGCGAACUGGAGCGUACGGAGAAGAUGAUGACUGGCAUGCGCUUGUGGAGCAUGCGAUUUGAUGCCAACUGCGAUGAGAUUUUGCGCAAUCCUGGCGCAUAG
Ramularia collo-cygni is the source of this 1245-nucleotide messenger RNA. RefSeq lists its product as uncharacterized. Lineage: Eukaryota; Fungi; Ascomycota; Dothideomycetes; Mycosphaerellales; Mycosphaerellaceae. Bases 1 to 1245 code for a protein of 414 amino acids. The transcript has a single exon. The record is from RefSeq and is a predicted model, not a curated record.